Molecule: messenger RNA, 1632 nt
Organism: Spodoptera littoralis (African cotton leafworm)
Lineage: Eukaryota; Metazoa; Arthropoda; Insecta; Lepidoptera; Noctuidae
Source: the annotation of a GenBank genome assembly
AUGGCUAUAUUUGAAAAAACUUCGCAUACCAAAGCUCUAAUAGAUGACACUGAAAAACUCAGCUGUACCGUAGAAAAUGCACAAAACAUUAAUAAACACACUGAGUAUAUUUUGCGUGUUCAGCGCGGUCCUACAAAAGAUAUCAGCUGGAAUGUGUCCCGUCGGUAUAGGGACUUUGCUGCCCUACAUGCAGGUCUUGUUCAGGCCAACAUUGACCUGCCUUUACCACCAAAGAAACUUAUUGGUAACAUGCAGCCAGCCUUUAUUGCUGAGAGACAAAUAGCAUUACAGAACUACAUAAAUGAGGUAUUGAAACACGAAGUGUUAGCUUUAUCAUUGCAAGUGAGGAGUUUCCUGGAUCCUAGUAACUACUCAUUGGAUAUAGCAGAACAAGCUCUUCAGACUGUGUCGAUCGCUCUGCGGGGCGAAGGUAGAUUCGAGCUAAAGGGCCCUCUGCACGACAUCGGCUGGCGGAUACGGAAACAUUAUUUUUUAGUAACUGAUACGGAGAGUGGAACAAAUUGCAUGCUGUCGUGGCAGAGCUAUGGUGCCGACAGGUAUCUCAGUGAUAAAGACUUACAAACCGCUUACAAGAGCUUACAAAAUAUAUCUCAUCCUUACAUAGACCAAGUAUUAGCUAUACAUAAUUUGGAAACGGGAACAUACGUAGUUAGGAGGAUACAUGAAAACGGGAGUCUGAGGGACAUUCUCUAUGGUACGGAGUAUAAUAAGAGUCAUUUAGCCAAGUAUGGCAACCCUAGGAUAAGGAAAACAUUCACAAAAGGACAGAUUGCGCAUUAUGGAUAUCAAAUACUGCACGCGUUGAAGUUUUUACAUGAAAAGGGCAUACCUCACGGCCACAUCCACCCGGGCAACAUAGCGAUAGACAAUCAGAAGGCUCUUCUAAUGGACGUGGAGAAUAUUCUAGUGGGUGUACCGUCCCUCUACCGACCUCACUUGUUGCAUCUACGGCGGGUAGCCACCGCUGAGGCCAUAGACGUCUACUGCUUCGGCAGGACUUUGUAUGAAAUGGCCUUCGGAGCCCCACUAACGGAGUAUUACUGUGAUUAUUAUCCUGAUGGUGUUAAUGAAGAUUUAGAAUCAGUGCUCCGUCUCUGUCUAUCGAGUAGUUCAUGUAAGCACGGCGGCCCGUCCCUGGAGCACGUCCUGCAGCAGCCACUGUUUGCGCGGGCGCCGCUGAAUGGUCUCACGAUGGGCGCACAGAACGACGCACGCAUGCACUUGAAGUUCCCACUCGCGCUGAAGGAGGAGUUGAAAACUGCUGUGUGUAGUAUGGAAGCUAGGUUGAAGAGCGAACAAAAAUUGGUACGAAGCGCGAAAAGAGAAGUCCGUAUACAAGAAAUACUCGGUUCCGAAGAAGAAAUCAAAAAACAGAAGCGAAGAGCGAAAAAGCGCGAGAGUCUAUGGAAGUCGACGUCGUCUCUAGCUGAAACGGUGCGGUCGCAGAGUGCAAGCACAGCUUCCUCGCCUACACCACCCGCCCUCUCUCACGACACAAGCGCCACAGGUUCCCAGACGGCAGCCAGUCCGUGCGACGCUCGCUCGUCUCUGCUGGCCGCUAUUUGCGCCUUCGACAAGUCUCGCCUCGCCAGCGUCGUGGACUCGCGGUGA